AUGGAGAAGCCUCCAGAGAUCAAAGAACCAACUGAAGCCGACAUCGGACAAGAUGGAACAGUGAUAUGUCUUCAUUGCGAGACAGUCGUUCAAUUGGGUUCAGUAGGACUCGCAAACUACUUCAAAAGACACAAACCCAGUAAAGCAUGCAAGGUGAAUAAGGAAAAGAAGGUGGCAAAAGAGGCUCUUGCGAAAACCCAGGCCAAAGCAUGCCAGUUUUUUAUGCCCCGAGGAACUGCAGUCCCUGGGCCAUCUGCCUCUGCUGCGAAACUACUCGUCAAGCCUCAGACCUCAAGGCCAGCAACUAUACUCCCAGCCUCGGGCUCGCAGGUGGGACAAGCACCCAUGCCAAUAUUGCCCACCCCCUCCCAGACCCCAUCAUGUCAAAUUUCAUGUCCAAGAGCCGCCACGUUGUUGACAGAGUUGCGCGCACGCAUUGACAGACUCCCAGACACAAUCGAGCUUGCUGGUGAUGAGUGUCCUCUUGCACGGUUCUCUGGAAGCUUCGAGGGGUCAGUUCCUGAGGGCGAGGAUGCUUGGGAGGUGUGGAAUCGACCUCUAGACACAGAGCUUCAGAAAUCACAAGUAGAAAUGAUGAUGUUAGUCAAAUGGGGGGCAAAAGGAUUGGAUGUGAUUUACGGAUUAUUUGAAUAUCUAGCCUCCGCGCACAAUAUUCCAGGAGCUCUUUUUGAAGGGAAAGUGGGGAGGCUGUUGCAGGCAAUUGACGAUGUAUCUCCGCAGUCUCCCAUCCCACCAACCAUGAAAUCCAAUAUGUGUGUCAUUCUGGAUGAACCUACAUCGGGAGUAAAACCUGUCAGUUGGUGUACAUCACCAAUCAAUGUCGACACACUACCAGAUGAAAUGGAUGCUCUAGAUGUUGAUGCCUUGCCUAACGUGUUGCCGAUGGCCAUGGAUGGUCCCAGAAAUCAAGAAGUCUAUCGCAAAGGACCACCACUAGGCAAAUACCCAUGUCCCGGGGUGCAUGUUGAAAUCCCUGAGGGAAAGUCCACUCAUUCGGCGUACCCAUUUGGUCUCCAUGAUGAACUUGGGGAUCCUUGGGACUAUUCGGUACAGAGAGGACAGUUAACACUGCACGCAAGAAGCUGCAAAAAUCUGUUGACCCACCAAAAGCAGUGCAAUGGGUGUUAUCUGCUGUCAAGCGAUUCUCGCCUGCAGGGAAUUCUCGACCGAAUGAACAAAGGCGUUCAUGAAAAUGCACACCUGGUAUACCAUAGUGUUGGUGGUCUGGUCAGCAUCGUGCGGAGAAAGGCAGAGGAAAUCAAGACCUUGAAACUUUGCAGAUUGAAUGAUGCUGAGAAAUUGGCAGGGAGGGCAGUGGCGAUAGACGAACUGAAGCAGUGGGUAAUGGCAGUGGGUAGCAGAAAGGUGGAGUGGGUCGACUGUCUUGUUCGAGUGAACCUUGCACGCAAAGGUGGAAUGCAUGGCCUGCUGAAUCUGUAUGAGCGCGCAGCUCAGAAACUUUACCGUCCGCGCAAUUAUACUGAAGAAGAUUACUUACGAGGGCUGCUCCUGUGGCGACUAGGGGGCGCUCGGCUUGCUGGAAUUGGUCACAGUGCACUCAACCUCCCAUCCAAAAGCAGUCUUCAUCAGCAGAAAGUUCUUCCUCUGCUCGUCAUUUCUCCCUCCUUUCCAACAGCUCAGGAGGUCAAGGAAAACGUCAAGAAUAUGUUCACGCCAAUUUUCUCUGUGCUGGAGGCUGCCGAAGAUAUCGUUCAUCAAGUGCUCAUGCUUGAUGAGCUGAAGGUUGAAGAGCGACCGCAGUACGAUGAGAAGUCGAACAAGAUAGUGGGAAUUUGCCAUGAACACGCCAAGAAUACAAGCCUAGAGUAUGCCUCUGAGCAGGAGGUCCAACUGUUACUUGAAAGUGUGAAGAAGGGAGACAUUCAUCUUGCUGUUGAUGUGACUGUCGGCGCAAUCAGUGUUCUCAGCUCUGACACUCGCCUGUAUGGUGCUCGAGGAAUCCUGGUUUCUGGUGAUUGCAAGCAGGAGUCAGGCCUGGAACAUGUUCAACUAAUAAAAACUGCUUUUGAUGCCAGUCGGAAAACUCGCGUAUGCACUGUUAGCAUCGCAUCUGACGGAGAAUCAAGACGCGGACUUGCCUUAGUCCAAUUUACUUUCAAGAAAAAGCUCAGCCCGGAUUCUCCGAUCUACGACCAACUCACAUGCUUGCCCUUGAUGAAUCUUGAAGUGGGCGACGACGAUGUAACUGCCAACAAAGAUUAUAAACACAUUUUCAAACACAUUCGGAACCUCGUCCUUCGUGACGCUGGCUUAUGGUCGCUUGGCCAUCAUCUCAAGCCACCAGUUUUUCGAGCACACAUGCAUGCUCAAGGAGUCACCAUGCAGCGCACUGCCUAUCUAUUAAAUCUGGAAGACAGGCAAGAUGUCAAACUUGCGUAUGAUCUACUUCACGAAAUUUGGUCACUUUCCAAAGUGCCUUCUGGAAGUUUUGUUGGCUUUCAAUCAAACAGAGCCUCAAUGCGAAUUUUGGGAAGUCUUUUCCAAUGCCUGGUUAUGCCAUACAUCUGCAUUGACCUGACAUUGACUAGGCAACUCACCCACCUCAGUGUGGCAGCACACAUCCUGAUGGCUCUCUGGAGCAAUGACAAGGCCGGAACGAAGCUCAUGCUCACCCAGCUUUACGUCGACAUUAUGAUUAUGAUCAAGAAUGUGUAUUUCUGCGUCGCGAAGGCCAAGGUCGACAGUCCGACAGGAAAAUUCUAUCUUAUCUUAUUGGGAACUGAUCGGCUUGAGACGCUGUUUGGGAUCUUACGCACCAUGGUCGGAAACGAUGCAAAUCUCGAUAUUCUUCAAUUGGGCCAACAUUUGACAGGGACAACAGAAGUAUCAACUAUUCUCGCAAAGUAUCCCCACUGGGAUCGUGCUCCUCGCCGUCUUAAACUGCCCGUUGUUUCUCAAGAGGGAUCUGUCAUGCACAAAGGAGUUGACCAUAUCAGACCAUCGACAUGGUUGGGUGAUGUUUUUGUUGCCAACAUUGUUUUUCAGACAUGCUGGAGGCUAGGACGAGAGGAAGCCAAGAAGGACUACCCAGUCAUUGCACCUAUCCUCGAGUCUAUCCAAAUUCAACCUGGCAGAGACAUUUUCUCGCCUCUGGGAAAGGAUCUCGUAAAGGCGGCACAUGCAGACGACGAUAUUGACGACACAUAUGAUGAUACACCUACCAGUAUUGCAGAUUCGACAGCGCCCUCCCUUGGACAUGAACUCGAAGAUGCCAUUGCUGAAGAAGAGCCUAUUGAGGUCGAAAAACACAAGCCCUUUUUUGAGAUGGAUGGUGUUCAAGUCUCCAAAGCCAAGUACCUUAGUCGAGCAUUUGAAAUGCUGAAGAAGGUUGGAUCCACCGAUCGACUAAAGCGUGUUGCUAAUGCCGCAACCAUCUGGGAAUGGACAUGCCGGUUGCAUCAAUCCUCAAAUGCGAGGACAGUAUCUUCGUAUGUGUUGGUGAAGUCAAUGACAUUGUUGUCAAUGGCUCGAGUGUGGAUGAGAUCAGCCUCAAUUCUCUCAGACGACCCCGAGUCCAAGCAUGAUUGGCGAGGAUCAAUGCGACGAGGAGUCUUGUUCAAAGUCUCUGGCCAUCUAAUUCAGCCGAUCGACCCUGGUGUUUCAACACACAUUCCCCAUCAGCCCUAUUAUCUUCUCGAAAGUGACGUGUUACUGUCUGCUGGUGCAUCUCUGCUUGAACGGGUUGCCUGCAUGUCAUCCGAGUCUUCGGUCUUGGUUCCUACCAUCAAGAAAUCAGCAGAUUUCCCAUAUCGAGAACAAACAGGACAAGCGUGCUUCCUAUGUGAGAACGAAGAUGCCGAGAGGCAUUUUACCAAGAAAAAUCAAUGCAGCGUAUGCACGCCAGCAGUUUUCUUCAAGGAUAAGACCCCAGCUCAUCGUGUCCUCAAACACAAUGCCGCUCACAUGCUAUUUGAUUCCCAUCUGAAGCAGAGUGAUGAGCUGUGUGGCCUCUGCUUAUGCCCUGCACCAAUCAAUAUGAAGAAGUCUUCUUGUGCCAAUAUGUUGGGCUUUUCUUACUCCGUCGCUGAGGAAUCAACACAAACAGCCCCAUGCUCUAAUGUCCCUAUUCGAUGUCCUAUAUGCCCGAGAACAUACACUACCCCUGUACUUUGGCAGCUGAACCUGGAGCAACACAUGAAGUCUCGUCACCAUGAAGUCGUCAAUCUCAUCCCGUAUGAGCACCUUUGGAAGAUAUCAGAAGCCGAGAAGGUUCAGCUUAAGGCUAGCUGGAAUGACCGCCACAAAGAAAAGUGUUCCUGCAAGUCUCAAAAGGCGGCUAGUGACUCAUUGAUAAUCUCCGAGACGCACAGUUCUCGUUUAGUAUUUCGUAGUCUUGAUAACGAGGACUCUUUCGCAGAAUCACAGUCAAUUGAUGAAGACGCUGGACCGGCAGUGGUAGGGGCCAGGCAACAAUUGACCUCCCAAAGUGUUCCAUGUUCCAGCGAUGACGAGAGUGACCCAGGGGACAUGGACAAUGAUGACGACGAGAGUAGUGAUGAUGAGGGAGCUGCUGAUCACGUUGAUGGUGGCAAAGGUGACGUUGAGGGGGAAGGGAAUGUGAUGACCAAUGGUGAAGAAGUUUUCGAGCCAGAUCCGCCUAACACACAGACACUACCAGACACUGAACUGGUGAGUAGUCUAAUGGUCAGUACUGGGGGUUUGGCAACCAGGCAAGAUGGAACCACAGUCGACGCUGCCAUCGAGACACAAACUGGUGUUGAUUCAAUCUAUGGAAGAACUGUCAGUGUCACAACAGAGACCGAAACCAGGCAUGAAACCCAUGAUACGUCGACCACUACUCAAACCGUUUUAUCUCCCAUGUCCGUCGAGGUUGACACUGCGCCGAAGGAGACCAGCUCGCAGGGACGGCUCAGAAAUGUCCCCAAGCGAAAGUUUAUCGGCGAAUGUGUAUGCGGUGGCCCGGUGACAGCUGAUGAGAUGGACGACGAAGACAAAUCGAUCUGGUGCAAACAGAAAGGGUGUGAAACAAAUUGGGUGAGUAAUUCAGAAUACAUCUACCAGCAGAGAACUUACAGUUUAUAA
Messenger RNA from Laccaria bicolor S238N-H82, 5085 nucleotides. RefSeq lists its product as uncharacterized. NCBI's taxonomy places the organism in Eukaryota, Fungi, Basidiomycota, Agaricomycetes, Agaricales, Hydnangiaceae. The record is from RefSeq and is a predicted model, not a curated record. The transcript is spliced from 10 exons. Bases 1 to 5085 code for a protein of 1694 amino acids.